GGGGAGGGGGCCCCCAUGCUCGCCUGGGACUCCCAGCUUCCCGCCGGGGGCUUCCAGAAAAUUCGUCUCCCUGCCCCCACCUCACCCCCAACUCCAGCUCCGGACGGAGAUCCCGGGACCCUGGACACCACCAUGCCACCCUACACUGUCGUCUACUUCCCUGUUCGAGGGCGCUGCGAGGCCAUGCGCAUGCUGCUGGCCGACCAGGGCCAGACCUGGAAGGAGGAAGUGGUGACGAUGGACGCCUGGCGGCAGGGCCCUCUCAAGGCCUCCUGUCUGUACGGGCAGCUCCCCAAGUUCCAGGACGGAGACCUCACCUUGUACCAGUCCAAUGCCAUCCUGCGGCACCUGGGCCGCUCCCUGGGGCUGUAUGGGAAGGACCAGCGCGAGGCAGCCCUAGUGGACGUGGUGAAUGACGGCGUGGAGGACCUCCGCUGCAAGUACGUCACCCUCAUCUACACCAACUACGAGGCUGGCAAAGCGGACUAUGUGAAGGCACUGCCUGGACACCUCAAGCCUUUUGAGACCCUGCUGUCCCAGAACCAGGGGGGCCAGGCUUUCAUCGUGGGCGACCAGAUCUCCUUCGCCGACUACAACCUGCUGGACUUGCUGCUGAUUCACCAGGUCCUGGCCCCCGGCUGCCUGGACGCAUUCCCCCUGCUCUCAGCCUACGUGGCCCGUCUCAGCGCCCGGCCCAAGCUCAAGGCCUUCCUGGCCUCCCCCGAGCACGUGAACCGCCCCAUCAAUGGCAAUGGGAAACAGUGAGGCUGGUGGCCCCAGGAGGCCACGGGGUGGGGGCGGGCGCCGCCUCCCUUUUCCCGGGACCAAUAAAAGUUCCAAGACCGUGAGCAGUGAGCUUCCUGGGAAGGGGCUCUGAGACCCUCAGGCUCGGGGGAGAGCCUGGGCAGCCGACCAGGGUACUGGCAUCCUAAAGUACUGUCGGGGUGUCUUGCUGGAGCCCUCACCCCAGUCUGUGUUAAAUGUGGUCCCUGCCCUGGAGGUCCCCAGUGGGGAGCGCGGAAGGGCUGCCUCAUGUAGCGUGCUGGUUCCUGCAGCCCGCCUGCCCAGGGCCUUGGGCCAGGACAGCAGGGUCAGAGGGCCCUGCUGAGGAGGGGCAUGGGGGUUGGUCACUUCUGUGCAGGCAGGUGUCUGGUGGAGGGGCAGCACCACCUUGCUGGGUGCUCCCUCCUCUUCUCACCAGAUGGCUGAGGGCUGGCGGCUGGACAGAGAACCCCCCAGCCUUGGCCACCUGGCAGAGGGGUUUCCAUGGUGGUGAGGGACCCUGGCAAAGCAGGAACAUUGGUGUGUGAGCAGGGCUGGCCUCCCAGGGACACCCUGAGGGGAAGAACCUUGGAGGGGGGUUCCUGUAGUAUAGCUGGGGAGCAGACGCUUCUCUGGGGAGCCUUGUCAGCACCAGAACUCCUACCAGCACCCCAAAAGGGGAACCCCUCAGGAAGUGAUGUCUUGCUGAGACAACUGGUGGAUGGCUUGCUCUUCCGGGGCACAUCCCAGGAGGCCCAGAAGGAGGCAACCUGUGUGCCGCAGGGCAGUGGCAGCGAGGGAUGCCUGUGCCUGGGCUCCUCUUCAAGGCCAUCCUUGGUGGUAAAACACUCAGUUUGGUGAAAAAGUUGGCUUGAGCUUGCAAGCGAGCAUGUCAGCUAGGCAUGCCCACCCCGGCCCUGCCACGGGAGGCUCCAGGAGGCUGGCAUUGUCACAUCCUUCCCCACAGACUGAUGCCUGGCAGCCCGAAAUGCAUGUUAUACACCCAACCCACCAACUGUCACAGCCGACACUCACGUACUUAGAAUACUCACGUAAGCCAAAUCAUCUAACACAAAGUCUGUUUUUUUUUUAAGAUUUAUUUCUGCAUACAAGAGCUGGGGUACUGGCCAGAGACGCAGGGGGUGAGAGGGUCCACCAGAGACAGUGGGGAACAGAACAGGCAGGCAGACUGAAAUACACUGCUAAGGGGAGCAGCGGCAAGACAGGAGCGGUCUGCUGCGCCAUGUGGGUUUCUCCCUGGCUUGCCGGGGAUCGAACUUGUGCUGCAGAGGCUGCCAAUUGCUUCAUAGUGCAUGCUUAACCCCUUGCACCACCAGGGAGGCCCACAAAGUCUGUUUUAUAAUGAAAUCACACAGCUCUUGUAACAUUUAUUGAGGACCCAUCCUCACCACUAGCUCACCAGGGAGCACCUGUGUGAUUCACUGAAAGCCAAACUUAAAGUGAAGAGCGGAACAGUUGCUCUCAUAACCUCGGCUGUCUGGGGCUGUGCAUCACCAGAGAGGAGCAUAGGACCUAUUACUAGCAGGAAAAGAUCAGAAUUCAAAAAUCCAAAGUAAGGUUUCUCCUGAAUGAAUUGUUUCCACACUGCAGGUGUCAGUACAGCUGAUUCGCCAUGUUGAAAAAAAGUUCUG
Molecule: messenger RNA, 2414 nt
Organism: Talpa occidentalis (Iberian mole)
Lineage: Eukaryota; Metazoa; Chordata; Mammalia; Eulipotyphla; Talpidae
Product: glutathione S-transferase P
Exons: 7
Coding region: 16-765 (249 amino acids)
Biological process (GO): glutathione metabolic process
Cellular component (GO): cytosol
Molecular function (GO): glutathione transferase activity
Source: RefSeq, a predicted model, not a curated record